This is a messenger RNA of Blepharisma stoltei, 2738 nucleotides long. The record is from the annotation of a GenBank genome assembly. Lineage: Eukaryota; Ciliophora; Heterotrichea; Heterotrichida; Blepharismidae.
AUGAAUAAACGGCAUUCUUCAGUCGACUCAAAAAUAUCUCGACCUUCGUCAAAUCCUAAAAAAUCAUUACCUCCAAUAUCAAGCAAGGCUCGAGAAGUGAGCCAACAAAUUACAAGGAUGACCCCACAAGUUACUUCCCCAGAAUUUAAUUUCUAUGUGUUUCCUAAUGAGAAAUCCCAAACAUUUUAUGAUCCACAAAACAUUCGCAAAUUUUUCAAUCAGACUCCUCGAGAAACAGGAUCGAUAUCUCCUAAGUGCAGAACAGCUGGAAUUUGUUCAAAAUCAGUUAUACUAUUAAUCAUAAAUAGCCUUCAUGUAGUCUUUAUAUAAAUCAAUGGAAUAUAUAUAUAGUAGUUGUGUAUAACUACUCACAGGAUGAUAUGAUAAUUUCUGAGUUCAUGGAACCGAAAGUUAAAUCUAGUGGAAAGCAAACGAAAUGAGAAAUGCUAGAAAGAAUUGAGUCAUAUGAAAUCCAAAAAUCUCAAAAAAAAUCAGUUAAAUCCUUAUCUUCAUUAACUGAAGAGUUUGAAUUAUGGCAACAAUGCUAUGAUGAAAUCAUUCCUAUGAUGAAAACUCACUCCCAAGAAUCAGCAAGCUCCGUUUCCAGAAUAAACUCUCAUAUGAAAAAUUUGUUUUUAAACAUUUUUGAAGAAUUCAAAACUCAAAACAAAAUAAAUAAAGUUUCCAAACUUUCAUUACAGAAGCAAGUCAAAGAGCUAGAAUGUAAAAUUCUUGAACUUCAAGGGGCCUCUGAAGAGCUUGUAAAAUCGAUGAGAAUUGAAGAAGAAAAAAUCAAAGCAGAAAUUGAUGAACUUUUUGGAUCUGAUGAUAAUGAGUUUCAACAUCUUAAACAAAAGGCGAAGAGACUUUAUGAGAUCCAAAGUGGAGCUACUACAGAAGUUUUAUCUGAACUGUAUCAAGAAAUGAGCAAAGAAAGAGAAAUUCCGACACUGAAAAUUUUUGAUAUGAAUUUAUUAAAUCCUGAUGAAUUAGAAACUGGAUUGAUGAGAAAAUUUAAAAUUUUACAGAGAAGCACUGCACAUAGAGUUUUAAAAGUAUUCGAAAACAGAUGUGACAGAUCUGAUGCUGACUGUCAAACUUAUGCGCCUUAUGUGGACCCAAAAACCUUAGAAGAUGCAAAUGCACAAAUUGAAAAACUGCAAGGACAAUUUCAAGCAGCCUUAAAUAACAAUGAAAAGAUCAAAGGAGAACUAUCAAAUAAGCAAUCUUUAGCUAAUUUUCUAGAGCAAGAAAAAACAAAUCUAGCAAAUGAUUUGAUAAGAGUUAAAAGAGAAAUAGAUGGAUGCAUGAGUGAAUUGAUAAACGUAAAGAGAGAUAAUGAACUUUUGAAAAGUGAGUUGGAAAAUUUAAAAAAAGAAAACAACGAAAAAAUUAUGGAAAAUUCAUUAAUGCAAGAUAAACUCGAAAGUCAAUAUGGAAAAAUCACACAACUGAUGAAAAAUAUUGAAAAAUUAGAAUUUUCAGUAAAAGAGAAAGAAGAAAAGCUAAAAUAUUUGGAAGAAAGAAAAGGAAAAAAAGGAGAUAAUAAAGAGCAAGAAAGUCCUCAAGCAAUAACAGAACACCUAAGAGGCUCAUCUCCAAUCAAUUCUUCUCGAAAUUCAAAGCGCAAUGGGAGUGAGAACCAUUCUAGGCAGACAUCCAGAGACAAUGAAUUAAAUGAAAGUAAGCUUGGAGCUUCAGAAGUUAAAAGAAUAAGACAAGGAAAUAAAAAUAAUGAAGACUCAGGAUCGAACUAUGAAAUUGAUCAAAUCGACCAAGAGCGAACUAUGGACCACAAAACAAUUAAAAAGCGAUCUCCAAUAAGAACCAAAAAUGAAUAUAAAGAAAGCUCGUCUAAUAAUUCUGACUCAAACUCCACUUUAGGAGAGCACGAAACUUUGAAUAGAAAAGAAAAUAAAUUCAACUCAACUUCAUACAGCAGAGAUCAAACAAACUCAGAGUCUGCAAGACCCUUAUCAAAAUUGAGUACAGACACAAAUAAUUCCCAAUCAACUAUAGUUUCAUCUCAUAGGCCUCGCCAUAAUCAGCUAACAAAAGUGGAAGAAGCCCAGUAUGAAACUUCAAACACCAACUUAAAAUCAGAUAAAAUAAAAAUAAAUAUCCCAGCACAAUCUCCAAAGAAUAAAAAUCAUCCUCAUGAAAAUUCCGAAGAAACUACACCCUCCUCUCCAAAUAAACCAAAAUUCAAAAUUAAUAAAAACCCUCAAAGUAGUAGCCAAGUGAAUGAUGAAGAUUUUUCUAUGAGAUGGGAAAAUCAUUCAAUUCCUUCUUCAGAACCUCCACAUGAAGACUAUUUAAAGCCAGUCCCAAGAAUAAAAAUUGGAGAAAAUGGAAAUUCAGUGUCUGUCACUGAUGUUGCUGUCAUGACAACCUCUGAUUUAAAAAUGAAAGAUCUUAAAGAGCUUUCCAUUGGAGUACAAUACAAUUGGGAAAAUCCUGAUGCAGAUAUAGAAAGCGAAAAUACUCAGGAUGGUGGAAAUUUUGUAUAUCUUUUACCAUAUAAUCCUAAUAAUGUAUAUGGACUAAGAGGAGACACAUAUUUCCACACAACAAAUAAAUCGUUCUAUGCGCAGCCUGUGAUUCCAGAGCUAAAAGACUCAAUGGUUUUCCAAAGCUCCUAUAUUAUGGAUGAUGCAGAGAAAUCAUUUGAGAGAUCACGAUUAAGACAUAACAAAAGACUCAGCUUAGAUAGAGUUAUUGUUAAAAAUUCCCAAUAA